GAAAAAAAAACAAAACCGAUUCGAAGUAGUGACAAACAUCGAUUCGAAUCGUCGCCGAUUUUAGUAGAAGCCAAGCGACCCUUCAUUUUCCUAUAAUUCCAAUUCUCUUUUGGGAUCGCUUUGCUACUUCUGAUUCCAUUUUCGCCGGAAAAUCCAAAAUUUGUAUCGCCAAAAACGAAACAAUACCCUUACCGUCCACUUUUCCGAUAUCGUCUAUGUAUUGGUGUCUUGUCACUCCCUUCCGUUUCACUUAGUCGAACUUUAGCCGCGAUAUCUUCAAGAGGAAAGUAUACAUUAGGAGGCUCGUAAUGGAAUAUAAUAAAGAAGAGGGUAAAAGGGCUAGAGAGAUUGCAAUCAAGAGGUUUUUAGCGAAUGAUUUUGCGGGGGCUAGGAAAUUUGCCUUGAAGGCUCAGUUCCUGUCUCCAGAGCUCGAUGGAAUUGCGCAAAUGGUGGCCACAUUUGAUUUACAUUUAUCUGCUCAGAAUAUAAUACAUGGGGAGAUAGACCACUACGGUGUUCUUGGUAUUAACCCCGAAGCUGACGACGAAACAGUGAGGAAACGUUACAGAAAGUUGGCUGUACUGCUUCAUCCUGAUAGGAACAAGUCGAUCGGAGCAGAGGAAGCCUUCAAGUUUCUCUCUCAGGCGUGGGCUGUGUUCUCCGACAAGGCGAAGAGAGCUGACUAUGACCUGAAACGGAACCUGGGAUUGUAUGAAGGAGGAAGAGGAGCUUCAUCAUCAAAGCCUGCAAACAACGGGUCUCAGAAAGUUACUAAAGCGAAGAGUUCAAAGAGAGGUGUGAAGCGAGCAAGUGAUGCCUCUGCUUCUGCGGCUACUGCGUCUACUUCAUCAGCACAUAAACCAACUUCUGAUGGAACCUUUUGGACUGUGUGCCGCACUUGCAGAACACAGUAUGAGUAUCACCGUGUUUACCUAAACCAGAACCUCCUGUGUCCCAACUGUCGUAAGCCGUUUAUAGCUGUGGAAACGGAUCCUCCAGGUUCAGGUUCGAUCCGCAAGACCUUUCACGAGCACCAGUUUGACUCUAUACGUCAGAUGACAGACGGGAGAAAGAAAAGCAGAGACAACAAUGGAGUGUAUGGUGAACAUGAUUCCUUUGAGUGGGGUGGUGUGCACACUGGAAUCAAAAACAUUGGUCACGCUGCACAGACCGGGCCACGGAAAGACGAGGUUGUGCGUAGAGAGUACACCAAAAGAGUUGGUGGUGCUCCAUCGACAAAUCCUCCAAAAAGAAGAAAGGUGUUGGAAAAUGCGGUUGCUGGUUCCAACACUGCAAGCUGUUCUGCUCCCAAGUCCAACAUUGUGAAAGAGUUUUCCCAGGAGGAGCAAAAUAAUUUGUUGAAAAAGAAAGCUAAGCGGGUAAUCAGCAGAAAUGUACAAGAAUUAUCCUCCAUCGUUGCUGAAGCUGACGCAAACGGAAGGCAAAUGGAAAUUGACGAUCUCGAUGUUGCAAAUGAAUCAUGCUGUGUGGACUCUGUUGAAGACACUUCAGCCUUUACAAUUGAUGUUCCUGAACCAGAUUUUGGUGACUUCGACAAGGAUAGAACUGAGAAGUCAUUUGCAGAUAACCAGAUAUGGGCUUCUUACGACUAUUUAGAAGGGAUGCCUCGAGCCUAUUUCAUGAUACAUAAGGUUAUCUCCUUAGAUCCAUUCAAAGUGCGUAUCAUCCGGCUUACUGCAGAAACAAAAAGUGAGCUUAUGUCAGCAAAGUGGCUUGGUUUUGGCGUUGUAAAAACUUGUGGAGAGUUUAGAGUUGCUAAAACCCAAAUCUGCAGGUCACCUAACGUUUUCUCACACAAAGUCAAGAUGAUCAAAGGCAAUCAAGGAGAGUUCCUUAUAUAUCCUAGAAGAGGCGAUGUAUGGGCUCUAUAUCGGAAAUGGUCACCUGAAUGGAACUAUCUUGCAGGAGCCGGCGCAAUCGAGUAUGAUGUAGUCGAAGUUCUUGAAGGAUAUACAGAGGAAUAUGGUGUAUCAGUGGUUCCUUUGGUUAAAGUUGCUGGUUUCAAAUCCGUGUUUCACCAUCAUCUCGAUCCUAAAGAAAUCAGAAGGAUCUCAAAGGAAGAGAUUUCAAGAUUCUCUCAUCAGAUACCGUCAUUCUUGCUUACAGGUCGAGAAGCAUCCGAUGCACCCAGAGGUUGCAGACAGCUCGACCCAGCAGCAACACCGUCACAGCUUCUUCAGGUUAUCCUUUAAGUGUACGAGAUUUUGUGUAAUUUUGGUAAUGUAGUUUGCCUAAAUACAUGAGCCUGAUGUUUAAUUCUAAUGCUAAGUUUUUCAUUGUGUUCUACUACGAAAUAAAA
This is a messenger RNA of Eutrema salsugineum, 2320 nucleotides long. RefSeq names its product dnaJ-related protein rsp1. The record is from RefSeq and is a predicted model, not a curated record. The transcript has 2 exons. Bases 309 to 2213 code for a protein of 634 amino acids. NCBI's taxonomy places the organism in Eukaryota, Viridiplantae, Streptophyta, Magnoliopsida, Brassicales, Brassicaceae.